This is a messenger RNA of Drosophila obscura, 1997 nucleotides long. RefSeq lists its product as uncharacterized. The transcript has 3 exons. The record is from RefSeq and is a predicted model, not a curated record. NCBI's taxonomy places the organism in Eukaryota, Metazoa, Arthropoda, Insecta, Diptera, Drosophilidae. Bases 280 to 1431 code for a protein of 383 amino acids.
AACGAUAUCAGGAAACAAGUGAAAACUACGCCCAUGCGCACCAGCUGAUUCAGAACCUUUCCCAUCGGUAAACGGAUUGUCUCUCGACUAAAAUCCAAAUCGCAACGGAAAUCGUAAUCAAUAGAAAAAGACUGUAAUUGAGGAAAACCAACCCCCCGCUAAUCGCGGGAGCAGUUACGAAGCAACGAAGCGAUACCAAAGCAGAAAGAAGGAGAGUGGCCGCAGAAGAGGAAGAGGGAAGAGUACACCCCCACAAACACAAAAACAACGCACGGGAAAAUGUUACAGCUUCCCCGCCCAUCGCGGUCCACGCUGCAAUGUGGCCUGGCCGCCCUGGUUACAGUCUUGCUAAUGGCCUGGGUUCGUCCGCUUGGAGUGCUGUUCCUUGGCCUUUUCAGCUACUGGCUGUAUUGGACGCGCUGCAGUUUCCGCAUCGUUCUCACGCCCGAGGUGCGCAGCAAGUUUGAGAGUUUGGGACGGAGGGCCGACGACUGGCGCAGGAACAGCCCGAGCAUGUUCUGCGUGGUGAGCACUGGCUGUUUAGCCACCUUGGCCGUACUGGGCCACAUAAUAUCUGGGUCCACGGUGGUGCUUACUCUCCUGGUGCUGUCCGCACUGGUAUCCACCAAGUAUAACUUUAAGCUGCUGAAGAUUGAGCACAAGGUGCAAGAUUUCCAGUGGUCAGAGAAGCUGAACUACAACAACCUGGAGGCGGAGGUGGAGGACGAGUUCCUGCCCGAUGUCAAUGAGUCGAAUCUGUUCGUCCUGGAGCGGGCAAGCGAUGUGGCCACCAUCAGCUCACCCACCGAUGCCGAGGAGGAGGACGAGCGCAGCGACGACAUACCUUCGGAGCUGCUCAUACCAGACGUGAUACCCGAGAUUGAUGAGCACUCCACGGACGAGGACGAUGAGCUGGCCCCCCUCUCCCAGCAGAGGCGGGAGGUGGCUGCCGUCUCCUCUCUGGAAGCGAACCCCAAACGGGGCCAGCAGGAUGUCAGCUCCUCCUCAGACAUGGACUUCCGCAAGGGCCACUUCAAGCGCGACUCUUCGCUGUCCACCACCUCGUCCUCGUCGGAGGAGAGCCUCUCCAAGGGCCUGCAGUUCCCUGAUCACACGACCGUCGAUGCCGUCGGCGGGCCCCAACUGCGGCAAAUCACUUCCGGGCCCGCACACCAGAUCUCUGAUCCGGCCAGCGAGCUGGUGGCUAUGGCCGUUAAGAGCCAGGCACAGGCGCUACUGGCCAACAGUGGCAAGCUGCUGCCUAGCCUUGUCUCCGGCCUGGUGCAGUGGGGUGCGGGUGCCAACAACGCUGUGGAUGCCGCUGAUGGUGGGUCUCAGCAGCAGCAGCAGCAGCAGCGGCGCAUAGUCACCGCCCUGGACUCGUCCGACGAGAGUGAUUUUGAGAUACUCGAAACGGAUGACUUUAAGUAAUUAUCGGUUCCGGCUCUAGCUCCAGUUCCAGCUUCAGCUCCGAUUUGCCGUAUUAUAAAGCUAUUACAGUACAGUAACUACAUGCAUAUACUAUAACACACACGACACACACACACACACUAACAGAAAACGGGACGGACGGAGAUAAACACAGACACACACACACACAGAUGGAGAAGAUAAUAUCCCUGGUGGAGAUUGGCAUGCCAUAUUUCUUACUGCAGAUCUGAUCUGGUCAUAUAUUUUGCUACUGCUAUAUACUACUUACUUUACACCCAAAUGCAUGCAUAUGUACAGACGAGUAUAUUUGUGUGUGUGUGUGUGUAUUUGUAUGCCUAAUUAAGUUUUAAUGUUUUCAGUGAUCGGAACAGAAAGGAUUUUGUUUCGAAUUUUUGAUUCAAACUGACUUUCGAUAGGUCUUUCAAAUGUGACCCUUAGCCGUUAAAUAAUUUGUCUUUGUUUUAUUUCGACGGCCAUUUACAUUUACAUUUUUUUUUUUUCGUAUUUAGUUGUGCGCUUAUUUUUUAUGUCUAUGAUUUAUCCUAUUAUACUUUAUGUUUAGUUUG